This is a messenger RNA of Linum trigynum, 1515 nucleotides long. NCBI's taxonomy places the organism in Eukaryota, Viridiplantae, Streptophyta, Magnoliopsida, Malpighiales, Linaceae. The record is from the annotation of a GenBank genome assembly.
AUGGGGUUUCGAAGUCUUCAUGAGUUCAACCUAGCUUUGUUAGGGAAACAGUUUUGGAACUUGCUUCAGAAACCAAAUUCCUUGGUGGCUAGAGUUAUGAAAUCAAAAUACUACCCUUCUAGACCUAUCCUAGAAGCAGAAUUGGGGUAUAACCCGAGCUAUGUCUGGAGGAGUCUGCUGGCAGCCCAGCGAGUUGUGAAGGAAGGGGUGAGGUGGAGGAUAGGAGAUGGUCGAAAAGUGGAUAUCUGGCAAGAUAGGUGGGUUCCCUCAGCUGAAAAUCUCAAAGUAAGCUCCCCAGUGACUUUGAUAGGGGAAACUACUUCGGUAAGUGAACUCCUAGAUGUGAAUACUCGCAGUUGGAAUCAGGAUUUACUACACACACACUUUAGCCAUCAAGAUAUGUUGCAUAUUCUUAAAAUCCCCAUACCAAGACAACCAUGUGAAGAUCGCUUAGUGUGGAGAUUGGAAAAAAGGGGUGCUUAUACUGUGAAAACAGCCUACCAUUUUUGGAGAAACAGGGAGGAAGAGACUGUGGGAGAACUUUACACACCCAUUGAUUGGGAUCGAUACUGGGGAUUAAGAGUAUCACCCAAAGUCAAGGUGUUUGGGUGGAAAUGGAUUAGAAAUAUUCUCCCUACAAGGGCAAAUGUGGUGGACAGGAUUAUGAGAGGAUGUGAUGAAUGCCCUUUUUGCGGCCAAAGGGAAACUCAACACCAUAUUUUCCUAGACUGCGGGUGGGUUCGAAGAGUUUGGCGUCCUAGUCCCCUAAGUACUAUGUUCGAGAAGGGAGAGGAUUUUACCUGCGAAAAUUGGAUGGUGCGACUUCAGAAGGAGGAAAAUGAUGCGGAGAUUGGGAAAUUCCUCGUAGCGCUGUGGUUCAUAUGGGAGGAGAGGAACAGUCAGCUCUGGAACAAAACGAAGCUUGAAGAAGGCGAAAUUUUGGGAAAAGCGAGCAGAUGGCUGGAGGAGUACCUGGAACAUCAGGAGGAGAGGAUGGUCCUUUCGAUGCAGAGAGUUCACCGAUGGAGGCCCCCAGAAACCACCGAUUUCAAGAUCAAUGUGGACGCGGCCUGUUUGGAGGGAGGAGGAUCGGGUCUGGGAAUGGUGAUUCGCAAUCGGCAAGGUUUGUUCUGCUUUGCUGCCGUGAGGAGGGUUCGGGACUCCUGGACUCCCGAGUUCGCCGAGCUACAAGCUAUUGCUUUCGGCCUGGAAAUAGCGGAGCAACAUCAUCUUCUACCGGGAAUGAUCGAGUCAGAUUGCCAGACGGCGAUCCACCUGCUAAGGAGAGAAGAAAGAUCGCUGGUGGAGGAAGGAGAUCUGGUCGAUGAGAUCAAGGAAAUGAUAGAUAGGGUUGGCUCGAUCUCGGUCCAUUUCUCGGGUCGGACCAGUAACCAGGUUGCCCAUAUUUUGGCUCAUAGCAUUUGUGGUUGGGGUGAAACCGAAUCUUGGGUCGGUCAACCCCCUUAUUUUAUUUUAUCACAACUUGAAUCUGAUUCCUGUACUAUUUCGUUAUAA